This is a messenger RNA of Panicum hallii, 1062 nucleotides long. RefSeq lists its product as uncharacterized. Bases 200 to 877 code for a protein of 225 amino acids. The transcript has a single exon. The record is from RefSeq and is a predicted model, not a curated record. NCBI's taxonomy places the organism in Eukaryota, Viridiplantae, Streptophyta, Magnoliopsida, Poales, Poaceae.
CGAAUCCCCCACCCUUAUAAUCGAGAGGCGUAGGUAGGCGAGGCUGCCGUUAGAGAGCAUGGAUCAAUCAUCAAUAUAUCGAUCGAUCCAGGUAUCAUGCACGCAGCCGCACUGAAUGCCUAGCAAGCUUAGUUCGUGAAGAGACCGACCGGGCAGCAGUGAGCAGUGAGCUGAUUGCGAGCGAGCAAGAAUAUAAUCGAUGGCCGCCAUAGCUAGCGUGCUCCCAGCUCUUACCCAGAUCACCUCGUCCAUUGCGUCCACCGCCAACUACGGCCUCACCCGCGUGCUCAGCUUCACCGGCUCUUUCAACGACGACCGGACCAGCCUGCUGCUCGCCCCCGCGCCCGCGCCCGCGCCCCCGCCGGAGCAGGAGCCCACCUCUCCGUCGGUAGCAGACGAGACGCCUGCGCCGGGCACGUUCGACAUCGAGGCGGCAACGCCCGCAACACCACUAGCCGAGGGCGGCGGCGGCGGCGGGCAGGGACACCACGAGACGGCCACCCACGACCAGGACGCGGAGUCGAAGCGUGUGGCGAAGAGUGUGCACACCGUCUGCCUCUUCGCGGCGUCCGCCUCGCUGGUGCUGUUCGUCAACCUCCCCGGCAAUAAGGACGACGACGUCCCGAGCGCGAGCAAGCCCGCCGGCGCCUCGGCGGCGGCGGCUGGGGAGCACGGACCCGGUGGCGGCGGCCUGUACAGCGCCGGCCUGGCGUUCAUCAGCCUCGGCUUGUUCUCGAGCCUCGGGCUCUCCAUGCUCUCGAUCGUGGCGAGGCCCGGCACCGCGGUGCAGAAGUGGGGGAUGGUGGUGGCCGUCGCGUCCGUGCUCGUGGCGUUCACGCUGCGCAUGUGCAUGGUGCUCCCCGCGGCGUCGCUCUAGCCCGGCGUGUAGUUCGCCUUCGUCCUCCUCCUCGCCGCCUCGCCGGCACGGUGUGGCGCUCUGGAAGUUGUCGGGGAUGGACGGUUGCCCGAGCUCCGAGCCAUGGAGCAGCGCAAGCGACUAGGAAGUGGACGACAUUGGACAUUGCAGUAUUAUUAGCCACGGUUUUUAAUUCACCAUUUGUG